This is a messenger RNA of Eutrema salsugineum, 2654 nucleotides long. Its product is annotated as protein SNOWY COTYLEDON 3. Gene Ontology annotation, biological process: spindle assembly; centrosome cycle. The record is from RefSeq and is a predicted model, not a curated record. NCBI's taxonomy places the organism in Eukaryota, Viridiplantae, Streptophyta, Magnoliopsida, Brassicales, Brassicaceae. Gene Ontology annotation, cellular component: cytoplasm; nuclear microtubule; centrosome. Gene Ontology annotation, molecular function: microtubule binding. The transcript is spliced from 7 exons. Bases 275 to 2248 code for a protein of 657 amino acids.
CUCUCUCUCUCUCUCUCUCUCUCUUUCUCUCUCUCUCUUUCCUCUUUUUUCUUUUGGCUGUGAAGUUAAGCUAAUGCAAAAUCCUUGGCAAAACUUCAUUGGGAUCUUUGUUUCGCACCGAAAUCUCUGAAAAUUUGCUCUAGCUAAGUUGGGGAAAGUGACAAAUCUCUGUAAUGCACUGUGAGGAUCACGAAGACCAAGACGAAGCAGAGGAAGCAGAAGAAGAAGAAGAAGAAGAAGAGAAGCGAGAUAUUUCUCGCAGGCAGGUCUGAGAAUGGUUGCUGCGAUUCCUCAAGCAGCAAUCUCCAGCACUGACAAUAGGAAUCCACCUCGAGAUCGGCAAGACAAACCUCAACCCACAACCAACAAUGGCGGACAACAACGAAGACCUAGACUCAAAAAUGUCCCCUCACGCUACUUAUCCCCUUCUCCUUCUCCUUCGCAUUCUCAUUCUCAUUCCACCUCCUCUAACGCUACGACCACCACCACCACCACUACCACAUCGUCGUCGACUUCUUCUUCUUCUUCGUCUGCAAUACUGAGGACAAGUAAGCGAUAUCCUUCCCCUUUGCUCUCUCGCGCGACGAAUUCCGCUUCUAAUUUGAGUAAGACGCCUUCCUUGUUACCCAAACGGUCCCAAUCGGUAGACCGUCGUCGGCCGUCGGCAGCUGCUUCUCUUGUUACUGGCACCGAAAUGUCGACGGCCACCAAGAUGCUUAUCACUUCCACCAGGAGUUUAUCUGUUUCUUUUCAAGGGGAGUCGUUUUCGCUUCCGAUUAGCAAGAAGAAGGAGACUACCACGCCGGUUUCCCACCGGAAAUCUACUCCGGAGAGGCGGAGGUCCACGCCGGUUCGAGAUCAAAGGGAGAACUCAAAGCCGGUGGACCAGCAACUGUGGCCGGGCGCUUCCCGGAGGGGAAAUAUCGAAUCCGUGCCGAAUUCGCUUUCUAGAAGCAAGGCUUGUGACAGUGCUAAUAGAGGGAAGCUUGGAUCUGGGUUUGUGGGAAGGUCAAUGUUGCAGCAUUAUCCGGCUGAUGAGAGUUCUAGGGUUUCUGCUGAUGCCAAACUGAGUUUAGAUUUGGAAUUGAAGGAUGAGAGCAAGACAAGACCAAGCACACAUCCACGAUUGGGUUCUAGUGUUUCCUGUGACUUCACUGCAUCUGAUACUGAUAGUGUUUCAUCUGGUAGCACUAAUGGUGUGCAGGAAUGUGGUUCUGGUGUCAAUGGUGAAAUUUCUAAAACAAGAAGCUUGCAGCGUGAUACUAUGGCUUCUGCUAAAUUCUGGCAAGAGACUAAUAGCCGGUUAAGGCGGUUGCAGGACCCUGGCUCACCUCGAUGCUCUAGCCCAAAUCCGAGAACCAGUAGUAUGUCAUCAAAGUUCAGUCAGUCGAAACGGUUCUCUAAUGAUAGUCCAUUGGCAUCGUCUCCUCGUGGUAUGGCUUCUCCAGUAAGGGGUGCUACUCGCCCUGCUUCACCAAGUAAGCUUUGGGGAACAGCUACAUCAUCUCAAGCUAGGGCUCUCUCUAGUCCUUCUCGAGUGAGAAAUGGAGUUUCUGAACAAAUGAACGCUUAUAACCGUACCUUGCCUUCAAUUAUUUGUUUCUCUGCUGAUAUUAGGAGGGGGAAAAUUGGGGAGGAUCGCGUUAUGGAUGCCCACUUGUUGAGGCUUCUGUAUAACCGUUAUCUGCAGUGGCGGUUUGCCAAUGCGAUGGCUGACUCAACUUUCAUGGUGCAGAGCCACAGUGCAGAGAAAAACCUGUGGAAUGUCUGGGUAUCAAUCUCGGAGUUGCGCCAUUCUGUCACUCUGAAACAGAUCAAAUUGCUGUUGCUGAGGCAGAAACUGAAACUAGCUUCCAUCUUGAAGGAGCAGAUGGAUUAUUUAGAAGCAUGGUCUUUUCUAGACAGAGAUCAUUCAAAAUCCUUGUCAGGAGCAACUGAAGCCUUGAAAGCCAGCACGCUUCGUCUUCCAAUUAUUGGAAAAGCUGUGGUUGAUAUUCAAGAUCUCAAGCAUGCUGUUAGUUCAGCCGUUGAUGUUAUGCGCGCUAUGGCGUCCUCCAUAUUCUCGCUGACAUCGGAGAUAAAAAUUAGAAUGCAAUGCAUAGCUGCGACAUACUCUCUCUUCAUGUGUGGACGAAAUGAAUUCAGUAAUGGCGGAAAUGGUGAAUAUAACUUCAAAAGAAAAGGUUUUGCUCGAACAAUGUCAAGGAUUCUUAUCAACAGCAGCAGCUUUGCAGGUUACCAACUGUAGCAUGAAGACGCACAUAAUACAACUAAGCCGGAUACAAACCAACCUGACUUCACAACUGUAGAAACUGAUCUCCUCUGAGUUUAUGACUACUCACACCACUCCACGACAUGAUAUUAACAAUGUUUACAUUCCCACGGCCUUCCCUCAGAAUCUCAGAAACCGCCUUUAUCGUUUUCAACAGGAUCAAGGUGAGUGAGAUUCAUGGGGGUUAUCUGUUUCUUUAAGUAAGUUCUUGUUCUGGAGAUUACUCAAGAGAAAGGUAGAAGAAUAGAAUGUGGUGUUUGUUACCGAUGAAGUUAGCUUUAAUUGUAUACAGAAAAGCUUGUAAGGAAUCUUUGCCUUUUGUUCUCUAAUGAAGAAAAAAAAUGUACAUAAAUAGAAAUGAUUUAAAUCUAUGAUUUGUUGU